This is a messenger RNA of Macrosiphum euphorbiae (potato aphid), 858 nucleotides long. The record is from the annotation of a GenBank genome assembly. Lineage: Eukaryota; Metazoa; Arthropoda; Insecta; Hemiptera; Aphididae.
AUGGAACAAAGGAUGGAAGAAAGUAAUAAAAUCAUGGAAGUAAGAUUACAAGAAAUGAACAAUGCCCUACAACAAAUGAAAAUGAUGCAUGAUAUAACGAUGAUUAAAAUGAAUACUGAUCUUAUGGACAAGCAGAAUAGCCAUAGGGAAAAGAUGGCAAAUAUAAGUAAUCGGAACCUCGAAAUAAUGAAUUUUAAAAAUAAUUCCAUGACAAAAAUGGAAAAUGAACACAAUGAGACGAUGAGUAAAAUAGAAAAAAAUAUGAUUUCUGAUUCAAUUAGCCACACUCAUUUGGUCCUUGCUGAAGAUAACUCCAGGGAUAACUUUACUCACCAAUUAAAUCUUAACGGCUAUUUUAAUAAUACUCAUUACGUUGUUCAAAACACUGUAAAAGGUGAAACCGCUGAAGUUUGCAGUGAAUCAGGUGGGUUUUUAGGAUUCGGUAAAAGUACGAAUUGCCAUUUAGAAACUCAAAAAGAUACAAUAAAGAACGAGGUGUUUACACGGCGACCUAUAAGUAUUGCGCAAAAUUUUUUCGGAAGUGCUAGUAAUUCGAACAUUACGGGUGGUUCAAUUAUUCAAUUUAGAAGAAGAUCUACGGAUAGUGUACAGCACCUCAACUCUACGGAAAUGGACAUUUCAUUGCACGAUAAUAAGAACAACAAAAGUCCAGAAAAAUCAAAAUCAAAAAUUCAAAUUCUCCUAGACGAGCCGUGGAAUGUAAAAUUAAAAAGUAGAAUUCUUAGUUGGUUUGGAAUUAAACCAGUAACGAAUAGCACAUAUGAUGGAUACAAGAUUCCAGAAUCUGAUGUGAAAAUAUUUCAACCGCGUCCACCUGUAGUAAGAAAUACACCAUAA